AUGACUAAAGGUACUUUGACAACCUCAUCUAUCGUACAAGCACCGGUGCUAUCGAUCGCUUCAACACCAACAACUACAGCUGUCUCUGCACCUUUAUCAGUACCAGUUUCAAGUCACACAGGAGCAGACCAUUCAUAUAUUACUAUCAAGCCGAGUUCUCUGCCUUCGACCACUAUUUCUAGCGGAUUUGCAACGCAAACACAUCGACAGAGACAUCAUCCUAUUGCCAUUGCACCAAAACCUGUGUCUAAGACUAUUACUCGAAGAGCCUCUUUGCCAACACAAAGUAUGCGUCCUCGGAAAUGUAGUAAAAACUUGAGUUCUAUGACCAUCGCCGUCCCUGGAGGAAUGAACGACAAGACUCAAAGCAAACCACAGCCAAUAACUUUGGCAUCUCCUGUAACGAGAAAGGGAUCAACCAGAUCUGUGUCAGCAUCGGCAGAAGAUACUAUUUUAGCACCUUUGGAACCUGAUUCUGGUUCUAUCUCUACAAAACGGUCUGGGUCCCCAACACCAGGGGUUCAGCCUGCCAAACGAAAAGAAUGCAACACUAAGCAGAAAUGUACAAAACAACGACAUCAAAACGUUUCUGGAACAACUGUUAAUACGAUUAGUUCUAAAUCCUCUCAAAUAGCAACAGUUGCACAGUCUGCCUUAAAAAAUCACUCUAACCAAGAAGAUACGUUUUCAUCUUCAUUAUUAUCAAUUGACGAAAACCCUCUUCUGUCUUCUCUGGAUUCCAAUUUAUCUUUAGAUGUUUCUUCAGUGAUAAAUGAAUAUAAAGAAUUACCCUUUAACCAAAUUUCUGGUAAAACACGGCCUGGAGUGAGAGCUCUCCAUGAGGUUCAAAGCAUUGAACGUACCCAUUUUUUUUCUCCACCCUCAUCGCCUGCUCCAAAUUUUUCAACUUCCAUUCAAUUAGCCCCAGAGGCACCGUCUUCAAUAUUUAGUCUAGAUUCAAUGGAAAGUAGUGAUUCUCUAUCUAAAGAUUCCGAUCACUACAUUUCACCCCAAGUGUCUGCUCAAUCUGACCUUUUUCUUUUCGAUAAACAACCUCAUAUUUCCAAACCUGAACCAAUAUCUUUUCUUCCAGAAAGUUUUUGCAACGAACCGAUAUUUGGACUUUCUGAAAACAACCCAUUACUUUUGCCUGUUACAUCCACAGGAACCCCACCAACUCAAGAAAAUUCACCUGCCAUGGAAGAAUCAGCACUUGUUUCGGUUACUAAAAAUCAAGUUUCUGAUCCCAAACUUGGGGCUAAAGAAAAAUCUAAAAAAAAUGUUAAUUUAAAGACGGAAAAAGAAGUAUCACCAGCUUCUUUUUCUUCGGACCUUUCUUUAACUCAUUCGUCGGAGUCUGCUUUAGCUCUUAGUCCAGAUUCAUCUUCAAGCUCUUCUUCACUCACUUCGCCUGAUAAUACCAAAACACAAUCUUUUAACAUUGAAAAUAACCCUGACUAUAUCGCCUUAACAUCUGCAUUAUCAAUAUUAGAAUCACAGCGUGCUAAAGCUCGAAGAGAUAUCAUUUGUUUAAAAAAUCUCAAGACAGAAGCUUUACGCAACCCUGAAGAUUUUAUGCGCGAAGUCCGUAAAACUGGUCGUGUUUAUGGCGCCCCUACGAUGCAAAAUAUUGUCCGUGCGCCCUUUAUUCAAUGGGAAAAGUACGGUAUAGAUUUGAGUGAUCUUGAGCAACGGAUACGACGUGGUAUUGUUGAUAAUCCGGAACAUGCAUCAUUUAGUUCUAUAAGGCUUUUUGAUGAAUUUUUAGGCCCUAAAAGAAAUGAGUUUUAA
Magnusiomyces paraingens is the source of this 1791-nucleotide messenger RNA. RefSeq lists its product as uncharacterized. The transcript has a single exon. Lineage: Eukaryota; Fungi; Ascomycota; Dipodascomycetes; Dipodascales; Dipodascaceae. Bases 1 to 1791 code for a protein of 596 amino acids. The record is from RefSeq and is a predicted model, not a curated record.